Cylas formicarius (sweet potato weevil) is the source of this 4523-nucleotide messenger RNA. RefSeq lists its product as uncharacterized. The record is from RefSeq and is a predicted model, not a curated record. The transcript has 5 exons. NCBI's taxonomy places the organism in Eukaryota, Metazoa, Arthropoda, Insecta, Coleoptera, Brentidae. The coding region runs from base 24 to 4451 and encodes 1475 amino acids.
UUUGCAUGUAACGGUCAUGUCAUAUGUUGAUUUUUAAAUAUUUAAAAGGUUACUGUUUUAAAAUGGAUGAUUUAAGGACAAUCUUUCAAAAAACCAAAGAAGGAGAUUUUAAGGUGUCUUUGCGAAUGCUCGGAAAAGUCCAGUUAACUCAGGAUAGCGCUGUUAAAAUUUUUGUUUUUGCAUCACAUUCCUGUUGCGAUUGUAUAAAACUUUCCAAGAAAUUGGAUGAUGGAAACUUGUACACUAUUUUAGUCACCAUUGUGAAAUAUAUUACUCUUCCUGACGACAUGCAGUUGCUUCAGUAUAUGCAAUCACUCUUCCACAUACUGAAGUAUUACAUUCAACAGGAAAAUUUAGAAUUGUUAAGCUCCAUGGAAUCAAUAGUUAUUCCAACAUUUUUGUAUGACAUCCAUUUGUCAUUAAACGAGAAAGCUGCAUUUACAUAUGAGCAAAUUACAAAUAUCCUAUUAAAUUAUUUUAUAAACUAUGGAAAAAAAGGAACUACAGAAUAUAGUGUACAAUUGAUAGAAUUACAUAAGGUGAUUAUAAAAGGAUGCAUUAAACUAUUGAACCCAACAAAAAUGUUGAACUCUGCAUACAAAUGUGUUAAAAUACUUACUAUUCUUAAUACUGCGAGCUCUCAGUUGCAAAAAGUUUGUGUUUACUUCUUGGAAAUGUUACCCCCAUCGGCAUUGGUAAAUUCUUUGGAUAACACUGUUCGACUCGUUAGUAUUUUAGAACAUAUAUUUGAAUAUUUAAUAGGCGCCGGUUCUUUACUAGAAGUCAAUUCCCUGUUGAGCACUACUAAAUUCUACCUGGCAAAUGAAAAAAUUGAGAAUAUUUGGAAUGUAUUCGAAUUUCUAAAAAUAUUCAGUACAGUGAACGAAGCAGAGACAAAAAGUAUUGGAAAAUGGAGAUACUCAAUGGAAACAUUUAAACAACAAGAUCGUGAAUUUUUUGGCAAAAUAUUGCAAAAGUUGUAUAUGCCCUUGAUCGCCCUAAUGAAGUUUUAUGUGUCCGAUGGUGUCAACGAGUGGAUGGCCUGUCCUCGGGAAUUUGUAACUGAGCUAGUAGCAUGUUUGACGUGGAUAUCCUACUGCUUUACAGAAUUGGACGCUGAAUGCUCUUGUCAAUGUGGAUUACAACUUAAUUACUAUGGAUCAUUAAAACUGGGAUCCUUAAUAAGUUUUUUAUCAAAAAUUUAUGUAGAAUAUAAUAGGAAUUUGUCAUGCGAUUUUUACCAAUGCGCUAAAAGGAGUGCGUUCAGUUUUAUGGAAUAUUUGAAAAUUUUAAAGGCUCACAAAUGUGAAAAGUGGAUCAACUUAUGGAGAGAACUUGGAAUACACAUUUACAAUAUUGGCACAGCUUUGUAUGCCCAAAAUAAUAUUGUUUUUGAGGAUUUUUUUGUAUGCUUUUUGAAAUACUCGAUCAAAUAUGAAGGAAGAAGUCCUACAAUCUUGGACACCGAAAUGUGUGAGUCAUCAUUUAAUACUCUUUGCCGAAAAAGAUUUUCUAGUGGGGAUUAUGAAACCGCCAUGGCAUUUGCGGCUCUCUACUGCUUGUUGUACCAUAAACAAAGAAAUAACGUUUUCCAAAAUUACUGGGCCAAAUCAAAGGUCGAGUUGAAACAGCACAAUGAUAGAUCCAACAUCCAACAGUUGACUCUAGUUGCUGCUUUGGGAAAGUAUCAUACAUCUUUGGAGUGCAUCACGGAUCCCAGGCUUCUCUUGACUCGCGAUGCAAAAGUAGAUCUGUUGUCGUUUGAAAUCGAACGCUACAAAGCGAUUUGGAAAAGUAGAGAGUCUAUGAUGGCAGCAUUUAAACAGCUAACAGAGACAGCAGAUUUAUUGACAGUUUCGAAAGUUUUUGUUGCGGUCUAUAGCGACUUUGAUGUGCCAUUGCAUGAUGAAAUGGAUGAGUUAAUUCAAAAGUUGAUCGAAAAAUUUGAAGCCCAUAUAAAAAAUAACAAAGAUUUGUUUUUCAAAGUGAGUUUGGCCACUUUAUAUUUUUACCAUUAUAAGUGUUCUUCCAAAGAUAUUAUUAAAACACAUGUAAAGGAAAUGGAAAGAACAAUGCGCAUCGAGGAAAGUUCUAACAAGCGUAGCAUAGAUCCAAUUCCAAAAGACCCCAAUGACGAAUGUGACAUAGUUUCAGCUUAUGAGAGUUUAAUGAUAAAUCGGCACUGUAAAAUGAUAGAUAUUUUAAAUAAAGGCCUCAAUAUUCUGGCGCAUUUGGCGCAAGAAAAAAUAACAGAUAUGGUUAUAGCAAAUACUUGUCACGCCCUUUUGUUGGCGUUUGCCCUCGAAUACCGUUUACAUUUUUUUAGCUUAAGAAAAACUCAGGUAUACGAAUUGUCUCUCCGUUUUGCUGAAAUUGUUGGAGAUGAAAUAAAACUUCUUUAUUCUAUCAGUUAUCUCAUUGAAGCGGGCGAUGCGAAUAAGAAAUUACUGCAAGAACUUGUUUUUAAAGGGGACGCUUUGGCAAAGCGUUUGGAGCAAUUUUGUGAAAAAGAUCUCUCCAAUAAAGUCUUAAUAACUUACUACAUAUGUAAAGCGAAGGCCUAUUUGCAUACCGAUGAGGCCAUUUCCUAUAAUGCUUAUAUAAUUGCCGAACAGUUGUACAGUGGUUAUGAGGCACAAGCAGAUAUGGAAUAUCUAAAAGUUGAAUUGUUCAUCCUCAACUUCAAAUUGUCCCAGUCCUGUAAACGCGGAAAUCAUGAGGACAAUCCAAUGACCUUCCUAUUACACAGCGCCAUGGACAUUGUUGUUCUAUGGACUCAAUCUAGGCCAAUGCAGUCCCAUGAACUGUGUGUGCUUUUCGAUACCAUAUUAGAACUAACGAAAGUGUACUACCUAAUGAAACUGCCGCGAGAACUUAGAUUAUACAGCAAAAACUCCGCACUCCUAACGCAGAAGAUGCUUUUGCCGCUAAGAUGCGCAUCCUUCCUGUUGUUUCUCGCACAUUCAGAUUUACUUACGUCCAAGUUCGAUCAUUGCAAUGUAAAACUGAACGGUGUUAAUGUUAUAUUUAACCUGGAAAAGUCUAAAAGUAGUUACCAUAUUGACACUUCUUGUGAUAAACAAAAUUCGGAUAGUCAGGAAUUAGAGAUCGACAACGUAACUAAUCAGAUUCAGGAACUAGCCCUAGACUUGCCCCAACAUUACAAACAGUUCUCACCAUCAUCGCCCAAUUUGAGGGUCGAAGGUUUCAGUUUGCCAACUUUUAUGAAACACAAAGACGAGUGCUGCUGUUUCCAGUGUAUGUGUUUCGAAUAUCACUUGUUAUUGUUGGAAAAGCAUCAUUUGCAUGCCUUGCUAAACCUUUCCCAGAAUCAAAUAGAAUUGGGUGAAGAGUUUUUGUACGGAGGACAAAAAAUGUAUUUGAGAUUGAAAGAUAAAUACAAGCACUACAAGUUAAAAGCGAAAACGUACGUUUCUGUAGACUUAAUUUUUGAUUUUGAUGAUUAUUUUAUGGAGUGUUAUGGCAAUAUUUUAUAUACCAUCAGUUCCCGGGCAAUAAACGAGGGGCAUAGAGCUAAAGCUUUGGAUGUCAAUGGCCAGUUACUUAAACUGUUGCAGCCCAAGAAAUUGAAAUAUGUACAUUUAUAUUUUGACGCCUUAAUACAACGCCAAAGUUUCUUAUUACCUCUUGCUCCUCAGUUUAUAAGGAAAGUUGGGUACGAAACAGCGGAUUCUGUUACCGAUAAAACACCUGUUACACCUCAAACUAAGCAGUCUACUGUAACCGUUAGCGUAAGCGAUUAUGAGGCAUUUUCUCCUCCCAAACGAAGGAUAAAGAAGGUCAUUUUGUUCGAAUCAACCUCGCCUGAUGAGAGUGGUGACGGUGCGAUAUCUAAAGCCAAAUCCGGGAAGUCGGUACAAAGGACACCUGCCCAAACGUCGAAAUUACAAGUAUAUACAGAACCCAAGACUUAUAGUACGCGGUUAAGGAAAAAGUUGGCCGAAAAAGAUGACCAUUUAGAUAAGCUGUGUACUACCGACAACGGUGUAGAAAAUUAUCAGUCCAGAAAGCCUCACAUUUUAGCUGGAGCGUGUGCUUCGACUUCGAAAAAAAAAACUCAAAAAUCUAAGACAAAAGUAAACGCGGCUACAAGUUCCGAAGUUGUACGGAAAAACUUAAUGGAAGAAUGGGCCGGAGUUAAAGUGUCCAAUGGUGAAAAUACAAAUUCUUCUAAAAAUGAUAGCCAAGGUUCCAGCGUGAUUGCCGCUAGUCCAGGAAAUAGUCCAUGUAAAGGCUUAACCGCUUUAAACUCAAAGUCUAAGGAUUUAACAACAAAACUUAAGAGGUCAAUGAAGAAGAAAGUCGCUAGCAGUAAUUAUGACGUAUCGGAAGACGUAGAAAAAUUAUUCACAGAUGUGUCCGCCGAUAAGCCGAGCAGUAUGAAAACACACGCGGCUGUAAGAACAUCCGCGAGAAAACGACUUUUGUAGAUAAUAAAAAUAAAUUUGUUUUGUAAAAAAAUAUUUUUUAUACAUUUGCAAUAAAUUAAGAGAUGUUUUUUG